Ipomoea nil (Japanese morning glory) is the source of this 1395-nucleotide messenger RNA. RefSeq names its product probable WRKY transcription factor 28. The record is from RefSeq and is a predicted model, not a curated record. Bases 77 to 1120 code for a protein of 347 amino acids. Lineage: Eukaryota; Viridiplantae; Streptophyta; Magnoliopsida; Solanales; Convolvulaceae. Gene Ontology annotation, biological process: regulation of DNA-templated transcription. Gene Ontology annotation, molecular function: sequence-specific DNA binding; DNA-binding transcription factor activity. The transcript is spliced from 3 exons.
UUUGUCAAACCCCCCCUCUCUCAUCUUCUCUCUCUCUCUCUCUCUCUCUCUUUCUCUCUUUCUGUCUCUACUUUCCAUGGCUGAAGAGUUGGGAGGAGAUUUCUACUACCACCAACCCUUCCAAGAUGACCGGCACGGCGGCUUCCUCUACUCCACCGCCCAAGCUUCAUCCAUGGCGGAUUCUUCUUCCUUUCUUCAUCAUCAUAAUCACAAUCAGAUUAGCCUUCUCGAUCCUUCCAGCCCGUAUAUCAGCUUCACCGACUUCUUACAAGGAUCCAGCGACUUCGAAGCGUCCGCCGGCGUCGGAUUCUCCUCGUCUCCGCCGCCGUUUUCCUCGGCCAAAGACGGCGAGCGGAGGCCGGUGAAUGUGACGACGAUGAUGACGGAUGCCGGCGGCGGCGGUAGUUCUGAAACCCCAGUCGCCAUGACUCCUAACUCCUCCAUUUCCUCCUCCUCCACUGAGGCCGGCGGCGGCGAUAACGACGAUUCAAAGCACAAGAGAGAGAAGGUGGCGAAGGAGACCGAAGGAGAAGACGACGGCGAUGAUAAUAAUAGCUCCAAGAAAGAGAAUAAGGGGAAGAAGAAGGGAGAGAAGAAACAGCGACAACCCCGAUUCGCCUUCAUGACAAAGAGUGAAGUUGAUCAUCUUGAAGAUGGAUAUAGAUGGAGAAAAUAUGGCCAAAAAGCUGUGAAGAAUAGCCCUUAUCCAAGAAGCUAUUACAGGUGCACAAGUCAAAAAUGCCCGGUGAAGAAACGCGUGGAGAGGUCAUACCAAGACCCCUCCGUGGUGGUCACCACCUACGAAGGCCAGCACGACCACCACAUCCCCACCAACCUCCGGGGGAGCCUCGCCGGAAUGUUUCCGCCCUCCAUGCUACCGACCUCCUCGCUGCUCGGUGGACCACCGCCGCCACACGGCGGCAGCGGCGGCGCCCUCCCUCCGGAGCUGAUAAUGGCCCAGAUUAAUAAUCCGCUUCACCACCACCUCUACGGCGGCGCCGCCGCCUCCAUGAUGUUUCAGCCGCACCAAAAUAAUCUAACUCAAAUGCAUCAAAUCCACCCUGACUUUGGCUUGCUUCAAGAUAUGGUUCCCUCCAUGAUUUUCAAGCAAGAGCCAUGAGAGUUGAUGAUUGAUUAACCUUUAUCCAUUGAUCAUAAACUUCUUUUAUUAUUUUUUUUUUCACAUCUUUUUUUUUUUUUUUAAAUAUAGUUUUAAUGUAAUUCUCCUAGCUAGUUUAAUUUUAGGUGUUUUGAUUUUAUGAAAUAUAUAUACAGAUGUACCAUAUAUAUACAUGACAUGAUGUAUGCACUAUAUAUAUUACUUAGUACAUCAAUCAUAGUAUGGUGUACUUUAUGUAUAAUUUUUAUGUAACAUUAAUUUAUAUACCGGACUAA